UGGACGCUCGCACCUCAGAGUACCAGUCAGCCUCCACCGCUCACCGUCUUACCUCAAGCUCGCUCCUAUACGCAUCUCAUACUCAGCCAUGGCAGCCAACGCCCUCGCCCCCUUCAUGUACCAGCUGCAGGAGAGUCUCAAUAAUUUCGACCUCAAGAACUGGGUCAGUCAACUGGACUUUAAGACGGCGGGUGUCCUGGCAGUGGUUGUGGUGGGCGCCCUGCUCCUGCUGAACCUCUUCGGCAAGCCUUUCUCUCCCUUCGGUAGGAGCCUCCUGACCUCCGCCGCCAACGCCUGGGAAAACAGGGAUCAACUGGGAUUUGGUCCUGCCCUCCGUGGAAGUCGCUCGCUGGAGCCUGUAACACAGGUCCUCGACGCCCUGGCGGAGGCGGUGAGGAAGUGGGAGGAGCCAGAGGACAGCGCCGUCAGGACUCGCGCUCACUGAAGAGUUAACGGAAGUCUUCAGUAUUAUGCCAAAGUCAACAAAGAAGAGCUAAAUCAAAAGUGAACUUCGUCUGUUUUUUGUUUAUUGUUUUUAACCAUGAAGCUGAUGAUGUCGAAGCUGUCUGAAGCGAACAACAAUGUUGGACAAGUCAGAGUACAAACACCAGAUUCACGAAGCAGUUACGCAAGUACUUACGAACGUGUACAUCUUUCCUCAAUCUUUGACGGCUUUGGUUACAUUUAUUAAACAGUUUACAAGCAUGAAAACUUGUCAAUCAACUGUUGUUAU
Procambarus clarkii (red swamp crayfish) is the source of this 733-nucleotide messenger RNA. RefSeq lists its product as uncharacterized. Lineage: Eukaryota; Metazoa; Arthropoda; Malacostraca; Decapoda; Cambaridae. The record is from RefSeq and is a predicted model, not a curated record.